AUGAGCGCGCCACCACCACCAGGAAACCCACCGGCCAAUGCGCCUGCUCAUCCAAAUGGCGCCUCGAAGAGCAAGAAGGCCAAUCCCCUCAGACCGAUGCGUAAGAAGCCCGCCAAUCCUCUGGUUUCUCGAAGACCACCGCCGAGACCUGCGGUGCCAUCUGGCUCAGGGGCACAGAACGGAGCGAAGCCAAACAUCGAAGAAAUCCGAAGGCAAAAUGGAGGAUGGUCAGAAGUGCCGCCGGCAGUAUAUAGUGAUAUCCCCAUUAUGACAACCAAGAAGGCUCUCCUCGACGGUAUACGUUAUCACAUGAUGAAAUUCACCCAAUCAAAAGUGGGCGACAGAUCCAUAGACCCAACCGAUCAGGAUGAUUUUGCACGUCCUGUAACCUUGCACCGGCGAGACGCUCGCCAGCCUCCCCCAGGAAGAGCUGUUAAAGUGGAAGCACCCGAGGCCCCGCAACCCGACGAGCAAGAGGCAGAAAGGCUGGCACAAGUCAAGGCGGAAAGAGAAGCUCAACGCGCGAUUGACCAGGCAAAGAUUGCACCUGUAGCUAAGGAUCCCAAUCCUAAGCGACCAAAGAAGCAGAAAGAAGAGAAGACCACAUUCAAUAGAGCGCCAAAGACAGACGCUGCCAAGAAGGAAUCGGAUCUUCGAUAUGAGGAGGCUCUUCCAUGGCAUCUUGAAGAUGCAGAGGGCAAGAAUGUAUGGGUCGGCAACUAUGUUUCUGCACUCUCUGAAUCAAAUGUGGCAUUCAUGAUAGACCAGUCAGUCUUUCGUAUGGUACCCCUAGAGAAGUGGUACAGGUUCACUUCGAAGCCCCCAUUCCAACCUUAUACUAUCGAUGAAGCCGAAGCUCUCAUGAACAAGAAAGUAGACGUCGGUCGCUGGGUUAUGAAGGACGAAGAGAAGAGAGCAGGGCGACAGGAUGUGGAAGCCACUCGACGGAUGUUCUACGGAGGCGGUCAGAUGGUCAAGACGGAAAGCGCAACAUUCAAGGCCGCUUCACGAUCUGAGAAAUUGGACCAUGACGAUAUUGAUUUUUCAGGUGAUGAAUUCCAGGAUGACGACGAAGCACCUAUGUUUGAAAGGAACGAUGACGAGGAUACGAAAGACGCCAAAGAACGUAUUCGACGAGAGCAGCUUGGUGCCAACUUAUUCGGUGAAGGAGACGAGGGGGAAGUUGACAAGGAGCUGGACGAACAAUUGCAAGAGGAGAUUAUGCGUCAGAAGCUUGGUAAAACAACCAAGAAAGCGCUGAUCAAGCGAGAUCAGGAGAACAUCUAUGAAAGCGACGACUCUGAAAACAAUCCCUGGAGCAGCGAGUCCGAUGACAAUUCAUCCGAUGAGGAUGAAGACGAGGAGAAUAAGGACGAAGAGAAGAAGGAUGAAGAGAAGAAGGAGACCGGCAAGGACGACAAGGCUCAAAGUGGCUCUGGUUCUAAGGGCACUAAUACCCCGUCGGGAAAGAAGCCUGAGGGGUCUAAGAAGAGCAAAUCACUCAAAAGGGCCGGCUCUCCAGCACUGUCGGAGUCUAGCGGAAACGAGUCUUCCCGGAAAAAGCUUAAGAAGAACGUUACAUCUGCUGCGGAUAGUAGAUCUGGCACUCCCUUACCCCAGGGGGCAGCUGCGCGCCGAGCUAUGGGAGCUGGGUCUGGCAGCGACGGCGAGGCUACUGCCGGCGAAAUGUCAGAUGGUGCCGCAUCUAAGAGGAAGAAGUUGAAGCUGGUCAGCCACAGUGCUCGGGGGACUCCCUCGGCCUCUCGAGCUGGCAGCCCCAAUCCACCAGGUGCAACUUCUCCUGGAUCUCCUGGAGGAUCGAUUGUCGAACCAGCCGAGAUUCUGGAAAAGAUUCCAGACGAGGGCAUCACUAUCGGUGAGCUCAUUAAGCUUUUCAACCAUCGCUUGGGUGACCGGCCCGGCCAAAUGCCUAAGACGGAAUGGAUUCAGCUGGUCAAGAAGAUCUGUGCAUAUGGGCCCGAUAAGAGGCUACGUCGUAAAUCAUAG
Fusarium coffeatum is the source of this 2007-nucleotide messenger RNA. RefSeq lists its product as uncharacterized. Lineage: Eukaryota; Fungi; Ascomycota; Sordariomycetes; Hypocreales; Nectriaceae. The transcript has 3 exons. Gene Ontology annotation, biological process: transcription initiation at RNA polymerase II promoter; positive regulation of transcription elongation by RNA polymerase II. Gene Ontology annotation, cellular component: transcription factor TFIIF complex; nucleus. Gene Ontology annotation, molecular function: TFIIF-class transcription factor complex binding; RNA polymerase II general transcription initiation factor activity; DNA binding. Bases 1 to 2007 code for a protein of 668 amino acids. The record is from RefSeq and is a predicted model, not a curated record.